GGCGGGAAAUGAAGAGAAAAGAAAAGAAAAGAAAAAAAAAAGGAAGCUCUUCUUCUCUCUUUCUUUUCCUUCCUCAACUCCACUCCAAGCCGGUGUGGCGAGACAGUGGGGCAGCGAUUUCCCCGUCCUUCCUUCGUUGGAUUUCCCUUACCCUCUCCCCUUAAGAAAGACGAGGGUUAGGGUUUGGGGAGGAGCGGCCAUGGGGAAUUUAUUCGUGAAGAAACCUAAGAUUACGGACGUGGAUCGAGCAAUCCUCUCCCUUAAGACCCAACGCCGCAAGCUCGCUCAAUACCAGCAGCAGCUUGUUGCUGUCAUUGAAGCUGAGAAGCAAGCUGCAAGGGACCUGAUUCGAGAGAAGAGGAAAGACAGGGCCCUUCUUGCACUGAAAAAGAAGAAAGCUCAGGAAGAGUUAUUGAAGCAAGUUGAUGCUUGGCUAAUUAAUGUUGAGCAACAAUUGGCAGAUAUUGAACUGGCAAGCAAACAGAAAGUUGUAUUUGAAAGCUUGAAGGCAGGCAAUAAUGCCAUCAAAGCUAUACAAAGUGAGAUCAAUCUGGAAGAUGUUCGCAAGUUGAUGGAUGAUACGGAAGAUGCAAAGACUUAUCAAAAUGAAAUAACUGCAAUUCUAGGCGAGCGUUUAUCUGCUGAGGAUGAGGAAGAUGUUUUAGCGGAAUUUGAGAACUUGGACAGUGAGAUCACCCUGCAGUCUUUACCAGCAGUUCCUGCUUCGUCAGUGCCAUCCACUGAAGUAUCUAGAAAGAUACCUAAACUGCAGCCAGAAGUGGGACUUCAGCUUGAAGGCGAAGAAGUCGAGGUUCUUGAUCUUCCUGAUGUACCUACCAUGACCCCGGUGGUAUCAGAUCACAUUUCAACUAAAGCACCGAGGACAAAGGUUUUGGAGGAACCACUACCUGCUUGAAUGACAGACUACAUUUGGAACGGAUCAACAGUUCAACUGCUUGCUUCAUGCGCUUAUUCCUGGAUUUGUACAGUGCGUCUGCAUGAUAUAGCUGUUUGUUCUUCAGCUUAGUAGCCAGCUUUUAUCCUGGUCCCCCGCUCCGCCCGGACUCCUGUUUGCUAAAUUGUUUUGGCUGUACAAAUAGUUGCAUCAUGUUUGCAAUUAUAAAGAAUAUAGCUGUUGUAUCUGAACGUGGGGGCUCACCUCUUGGAAGUUUGAUCUGGUGCUACUUUUUAGCAGCAUUUGUGAUUGUCGAGACCUAUCAGAACAGCAGGACGCAGUGACUUCGAGUAGAUCACCAAAAGAUGCAACUAUGCAAGAGUUCUCCCCGUGGUGCGGACUAUGUGAUUGGCUGACUUGCAAGUGGUGAGGUUACUUCACAGAGUACCUGCCUGAGGCGACCGACAAUGUAUCAAUUGAUGAUGAAGCGUGUUUACGUGCCGAAUGUUGCCGAUUUGCAGCAAGGGUUCAUCGUGUCUCUAUUUGCGGCAAGGGUGGAAUGUUGCCUGUGGCCUUGGCCCUCACAUCAGGCUGUGUGAUGGGGUUGAAUGAAUCCUAGCUUGAAAGAUCAGGCUAUUUGGUUACCGCGUGCAAAGAGAUCUGAUUUUACUGCAUCACGCGAGCGUCGAAUCCAUCGAGAUGCAUGCUUGUCACGGUUCGAACCUAGCUAGUAUACUGGUGUUGGAGGCUCUUGUCGCACGUACACACCUACCAGACACUGAAAAGCUGGCUAUGAUUUUACUGCAUCAGCGCUUACUGUUUGAUGGCGGUAAAAUGGCCUCGGAGGAAUAUGUUGUUCGGGCACAUCUGCACCGUUGGAAACCUUGGUGUUCCUUGAUCAACCAAAUCAGGGGGUGUCGAAAAUAUGGAUAUCAUCUCCUACUUCCAUCAAGACCUCCUGGCGAUUUGCAAGUGCCUGCGGGGAGCGGCUAUUGCUCGUGCGCAGCUCAAACUUCAGCACGCGGUUCCCGCUUCAUCAUCGGCCAGAAAGCUUAUCAAACCGGACCGCAUGUUUUCCGCAUCCAACCCAUUUGCCACGUGGCUAGCAGCUGGGCAGAUACAAGCUUUGUCGGGACCUGUCGCUGCUUUUUUAUCUUUAUAUUCCCCCUGAUAGGUCAAGGGAAGUCAAGCGAGACGGGAGAAAGCUCCCCUAGCGUGCGUUUAGAGCUGCGCUGCAUGGUGCAUGCCAGGUGUCGUCUCGCAUGUGUGGAAUUAAAAUUAACCUAAGCGGCAGUUUCAUGGAAGUAAGGAUGGAAGGAUGGAAUGAGCCAUGCGGCAAAGCAGGUGACUUAGGCCCUGUUUGGGGGAGCUGUUGGCAGUAGAGCUGUUAGAAGUAGAGCCGUUGGAAGUAGAGCUGU
Messenger RNA from Phoenix dactylifera (date palm), 2313 nucleotides. The record is from RefSeq and is a predicted model, not a curated record. Lineage: Eukaryota; Viridiplantae; Streptophyta; Magnoliopsida; Arecales; Arecaceae.